Molecule: messenger RNA, 2288 nt
Organism: Myiozetetes cayanensis
Lineage: Eukaryota; Metazoa; Chordata; Aves; Passeriformes; Tyrannidae
Gene: DCAF8
Product: DDB1 and CUL4 associated factor 8
Exons: 13
Coding region: 195-1976 (593 amino acids)
Cellular component (GO): cytoplasm; Cul4-RING E3 ubiquitin ligase complex
Molecular function (GO): protein binding
Source: RefSeq, a predicted model, not a curated record
CUCCAGGUAUUGGGGGGUCCCCAAAAAUUGGGGGUCCCCAGGAAUCAAGGGGAUUCUUCAGGGAUCCAGGGGGUUCCCCAAGGAUCGAGGGGGUCCCCAAAACUGGGGGGUCCCCAGGCUUUAACCUGCCGUCCCCCCCCCUCCAGCCCCGCUGUUCCUGUCCCCUGGCACAGGGAAUCGCUCGGGAAUCCGGGAUGUCGGACAGAGGGAGCAGCAUGGACGGCAGGACGGACAUCGCCAACGGCAGCCUGUCAAGCAGCCCCGAGGACAUGUCGGCCGAGGACGGGCGCGAGACGUCGUCGGGGAUCGAGGUGGAGGCGUCGGACGUGAGCCUGAGCCUGACGGGGGACGAGCCGGCGGCGCCCGCGCGCGGCCCCCGCGGGGACACGGACAGCGACAGCUCCGGGGAGCGCGACUCGGACAGCAUGGACGACACCGGCCACUACUCCAUCCCCGAGGAGCCGCGCGGCGACGGCGACGAGGAGGAGGACGAGGAGGAGGAGGAGGACGAGGAGGAGCAGCGGCGCUCCCGCCGCCGCUCCCUGCGCAAGCGGCCGCCCCACGAGCGCGACUCGUCGGACGAGGAGCAGGCGCUGGAGGACUGGGUGGCCUCGGAGACGUGGGCGCUGCCGCGGCCGCGCUGGAGGGCGAUCCCUGCGCUGCGGCAGCGCCAGCUCGGCUACUGCGCCCGCUUCGUGCCCGAGGCCUGCGGGGCGCGGCUCUUCGUGCAGCGCUUCCGCCUGCAGCACGGCCUGGAGGGCCACACGGGCUGCGUCAACACCCUGCACUUCAACCAGCGCGGCACCCGCCUGGCCAGCGGCAGCGACGACCUCAAGGUGCUCGUGUGGGACUGGCUGAGGCGCCGCCCCGUCCUGCAGUUCGACAGUGGCCACAAGAGCAACGUCUUCCAGGCGAAAUUCCUGCCCAACAGCGGGGACUCCACGCUGGCCAUGUGUGCGCGGGACGGGCAGGUCCGCGUGGCCGAGCUCUCGGCCACCCAGUGCUGCCGCAGCACCAAGCGCGUGGCCCAGCACAAGGGGGCCUCCCACAAGCUGGCGCUGGAGCCGGACUCUCCGUGCACGUUCUUGUCGGCGGGCGAGGACGCCGUCGUGUUCACCAUCGACCUGCGGCAGGACCGACCCGCCUCGAAGCUGGUGGUGACGAAGGAGAAGGAGAAGAAGGUGGGGCUUUACACCAUCUACGUCAACCCGGCCAACACCUUCCACUUCGCCGUGGGCGGCAGAGACCAGUUCGUGCGGAUUUAUGACCAGAGGAAGAUCAAUGAGAACGAGAACAACGGGGUCCUCAAGAAGUUCUGCCCCCACCACCUGGUGAACAGUGAGUCCAAAGCCAACAUCACCUGCCUCGUCUACAGCCAUGACGGCUCAGAGCUCCUGGCGAGCUACAACGAUGAGGACAUUUACCUGUUCGACUCCUGCCACAGCGACGGCGCCCAGUACAUCAAGCGUUACAAGGGGCACCGCAACAACGCCACGGUGAAAGGGGUGAAUUUCUACGGCCCCAAGAGCGAGUUCGUGGUGAGCGGCAGCGACUGCGGCCACAUCUUCCUGUGGGAAAAAUCCUCGUGCCAGAUCGUGCAGUUCAUGGAGGGGGACAAGGGGGGAGUGGUGAACUGCCUGGAGCCCCACCCCCACCUGCCCGUCCUGGCCACGAGCGGCCUCGACCACGACGUCAAAAUUUGGGCCCCCACAGCCGAGGCCCCCACGGAGCUCACGGGGCUCAAGGAGGUGAUCAAGAAGAACAAGGUGGAGCGGGACGAGGACAGCCUACACCACACGGACAUGUUCGACAGCCACAUGCUCUGGUUCCUCAUGCACCACCUGCGCCAGCGCCGCCACCACCGGCGCCGUCGGGAUCCCGGGACCGAUACCCCGUCGGAGGAUUCCGGGACUUCUUCGGACACGUCGGACGAGGAGGAGGAGGGGCCGGACCGGGUGCAGUGCAUGCCCUCCUGAGGCCCCCAAAACCCCCCAGACCCCCCCAGAGCCCCCACCCGCGAGGGGAGGGGCUCCCACCCCACUAACAACACUUUGAGCUUUGUAUUGUAACCCCUCCCCCAAACCCCUCCCCACCCAACCCCCUUAUUUGGGGUCCCUCCCCCCUUAUUUGGGGGUAUGCCCUGUCUGGGAGACCCCCAGUGUGGGGACCCCUGAUUUGAGGGGCCCCUCCCACUUUUUUGGGGUCCCCUCCCACGUGGCGGUCCCCCCUGUGACUCCCCCUUAUUUGGGGGUCCCCUCCCAAUUUGGGGGUCCCUCCCCUUAUUUGGG